CCGAUUUUGUCCUAAAUUUGGAUCGUUCAGAGAAUUUGCGUAUUUAGAUCAACGGUUAAGAUCGAACCCUAAUUCUAUGGCCGGCCAUGGGUGAACCCGACCUUGAAUCUCAAAUCCCCAAAAGUAUAGACGGGGCCACGGCAGGAAAGGAAGAGAAAACUACCAAAGUGGAAAGGGGCUACGGUCUUCCCAUGUGGCGAAAAUGUAUCAUACUCUUCGUCGUUAGUUGGAUGACUCUUGCAGUUACCUUCUCGAGCACAUCCCUUCUUCCUGCGACCCCCGAGAUCGCCGAGGAGUUCAACACCACAACCGAGACCCUCAACAUCACUAAUGCCGGCGUUUUGCUGGCCAUGGGCUUCUCGUCGCUUAUCUGGGGUCCCUUGAAUAAUUUGAUUGGCCGAAGGCUCUCGUAUAAUAUCGCGAUCUUCAUGCUCUGUGUAUGUUCGGCGGCGACGGGGGCUGCUGUAGACAUGAAGAUGUUUACAGCGUUUCGAGUGUUGAGCGGUUUGACAGGAACCUCAUUCAUGGUUUCGGGACAGACCAUCCUGGCGGACAUUUUCGAACCGGUUGUCCGUGGUACAGCCGUGGGAUUCUUUAUGGCUGGAUCUGUCUCCGGUCCUGCAAUUGGUCCGUGUAUCGGAGGCCUCAUCGUCACUUUCUCCAGCUGGCGCAAUAUCUACUGGCUCCAAGUCGGCAUGACGGGAUUCGGCCUGGUUCUAGCCAUCAUCUUCGUUCCCGAAAUCAAACAAGAAUCCAAAGAGGACCCCGAAGAAAAAGAGAAGAAGACUGUACUCUCCGCCCUACGCCUCUUCAACCCUCUCCGAAUUGUCAGACAAUGGGUCUAUCCCAACGUCUUCUUCUCCGACCUCACCUGUGGCCUCCUUGCCACAUUCCAAUACUCCCUCCUCACAUCUGCCCGCUCAAUCUUCAACCCCCGCUUCCACCUCACAACAGCCCUCAUCUCCGGCCUCUUCUACCUCGCCCCAGGAGCAGGCUUCCUGAUCGGCAGCAUCAUCGGCGGCAAACUCUCCGACCGUACCGUCCGCAAGUACAUCGCCCUUCGCGGCUUUCGAUUACCCCAAGACCGCCUCAACUCCGGCCUCGUCUCCCUGUUUGCCGUACUACCCGUUUCGGCGCUGAUCUACGGCUGGACCCUCCAGGAGGAGAAGGGCGGCAUGGUCGUGCCUAUUUUGGCAGCGUUUUUUGCGGGCUGGGGACUUAUGGGCAGUUUUAAUACAUUGAAUACUUAUGUUGCUGGUGAGUUUUGCUUUCCUUCCUUCCUUACUUUCAAUAUGUCUUUUCUUUUGUGUACAAAGGGUGUUGUGUGCCUGCUAAUGCGUGAUAUAGAGGCUCUGCCACAUAAGCGCUCCGAAGUCAUUGCUGGAAAGUAUAUCAUCCAGUAUAUCUUUUCGGCGGGGAGUAGUGCACUUGUGGUUCCUAUUAUUAAUGCAAUUGGCGUUGGGUGGACUUUUACUAUUUGUGUGAUCUUUUCCAUCAUAGGUGGUCUGUUAACAAUGGCUACCUCGCGAUGGGGCCUUGAUAUGCAACAUUGGGCGGAGAGGAAGUUCCGCAUUCAUGAUAAACCUGGGUUUUGAUUCGGUUGAUCUUAUGAUUAUGGUUAUGGAUUUGAAUAUGGUUACGAUAAAGCAUUUUGCUUUUUUUUUAGACACUAGCGAUGAGAUAGAUCUAAAAGUAUAGAGAUAAAACUUAAUAGACUGACAAAUUUCUUGUUUCUUUUACAACCCAUGGCACGUGUACAGAUUCUCAUCGUUCAUGAAUGUAUCGACUGGAUGUAACAAUCCCAGGUCGAAGUCCGAUUGAGCCAGGAAGUCCUGCAUAGUUGGUUCGAGGAACGCCAUUGCAGUUGUGAUUCCGC
Messenger RNA from Aspergillus pseudotamarii, 1876 nucleotides. Its product is annotated as putative MFS transporter. The transcript has 4 exons. Gene Ontology annotation, biological process: transmembrane transport. Bases 87 to 1595 code for a protein of 502 amino acids. The record is from RefSeq and is a predicted model, not a curated record. Gene Ontology annotation, molecular function: transmembrane transporter activity. Lineage: Eukaryota; Fungi; Ascomycota; Eurotiomycetes; Eurotiales; Aspergillaceae.